Molecule: messenger RNA, 1185 nt
Organism: Juglans microcarpa x Juglans regia
Lineage: Eukaryota; Viridiplantae; Streptophyta; Magnoliopsida; Fagales; Juglandaceae
Product: homeobox-leucine zipper protein ATHB-6-like
Exons: 3
Coding region: 193-981 (262 amino acids)
Biological process (GO): positive regulation of DNA-templated transcription
Cellular component (GO): nucleus
Molecular function (GO): DNA-binding transcription factor activity, RNA polymerase II-specific; sequence-specific DNA binding
Source: RefSeq, a predicted model, not a curated record
GCGCACGGUACGCUCAUGGUCUUUCAAUCCAUUGGACUUUCCGUAUGGCCUUAUUCGGUAUUGUUGGGCUCAUAUGGUGAAAGAUAAAAGAGCCUCUCUCCACACCGCUUUUUCAAACUAAAGAACUUGCUCCCGACCCUCAUUUUCUUCAGCUUUGUAAAGUAGCGAGACACGAGUCUAAGCAUUUCAGAAAUGGAGCAGUUCAUGAACAGCUCAGAUUCCUUGGAUGCUUUGAUCUCCAUUUGUCCUCCUAAAGAGAAGAAAGACGAGCAGAACACGCAUGGGUACAGUGAGGAGUUCCGGGCAAUGCUGGAUAGGAUAAACGGGGAAGACUUGAGCUAUGAAACCAGCCAUGUUUUGGAAAAGAGACGGCGACUGAGCUUGUAUCAGGUGAAGGAAUUGGAGAGAAGCUUUGAGGUGGAAAACAGGCUAGAACCGGAUCGAAAGGUGAACUUAGCAGAAGAAUUAGGAUUGCAGCCACGACAAGUAGCUAUAUGGUUCCAAAACCGGAGAACCCGUUUGAAGACUAAGCAACUGCAGAGAGACUUCAGCCUCCUUAAAGAUCGUUAUGAUGCUCUAAAGCUUGACUGCAACAAUCUUGAACAAGAAAACGAAGCUCUAACUUCGACGCUGAGAGAGUUGAAAGAGAAGCUCUGCAGACGAAGUGCAGAGGGCAAUCACUCUGUAGAAGAAGAGUCUCUAAUCUCAGAGUUUGACACCAAUGUUUCAGAUCGAAGGCAAACAAGUGAUUUAUUCGAGAAUGGCGAAAAGGCAGUUAGAGUGUAUUCUGAUUCCAAAGAUGGAUCAUCGGAUUGCGUUUCAAACUCAUUCGCAGAUCGGUUUCGAGACUCCGAGUCCAGAGAAGUUCCAGGUAAAGCAUACCAACCUCAGCCUACAAGGAUGGAAGAGCAAAGUAUGUAUUGUAAUUUCUUUUCUGUUGAUCAAGCUCCUACUCUCCACUGGUACUUCCCUGAGCAGUGAAGCCUGUUUGAUCAGCCUCCAACUUUGAAUUUUAAUCCUGUUUAACUAUGUUGCUCUAGAGAAGUUCUUGAGUUGCAUAUUUGCAGGGUGCACGUCUUGUUUUAUCUAAUAUACUUGUACUGUGAUACAAUACCCUGUUUAAUCCUUAUACGCUACUUAGUUUAAAGUGUUGGAGUUUAUGUAUAAGAGAAAUGUUGUUAUUCA